ACAAUCAUUCUCUCUCAGUAUUUUUUUUCGCUCUCCUACUCUGCAUUUCUUUUUCUUUUUUAAUAUUUUUCUUGGUACUUUUCUUCUUCUAUGCACCUCUUCAUUGCUCAUCUCUCUCUAUUCAUAGAAAAAGAAAAUCAUAUUUCAUUUUGAUCCUUAUCUUCCUCUCCUUUUAAAUCAUCACACUUUCUUUUUUUCUCUAGAAUUUGUACUUUUAGUUCUUAUCCCAUUUCAAGUUUUCUGCUCAGUUCCUAGGAACUUCUCACCAACUCCUUUCAAAAAUGAAGAAGUUCAUUCUGAAACUGGAGGUGCAAGAUGUCAGAGAUAAGAGGAAGGCCAUGAAGACUGUCUCCACUCUUUCAGGGAUUGAUAUGAUCUCCAUAGACAUGAAGGAUAAGAAAUUGACUGUGAUUGGAACGGCUGAUCCUGUUACUGUUGUGAGCAAACUACGCAAGUUUUGGAGGUCAACCGACAUAAUAUCAGUAGGGCCAGCAAAAGAGCCUGAGAAGAAAGAGGAGCCGAAGAAAGAAGAACCUAAGAAGGAAGAGGCCAAGAAGGAGGAAGGUAAGGAAGAAGCAAAAAAAGAGGACACCAAAGAGGAGCCAAAGAAGGAAGAGGGGAAAAAAGAAGAGCCUAAGAAGGAAGAAGAGGCAAAAAAGGAGGAAGGAGAGAAAAAGGCCGAGCCUCCACAGCCAAUGGUGGCAACCAUUAUGCCAUACAGACCAUAUUAUCAUCCAGUGAACACAUAUUAUCCUGCAAUGAGCUCAUACCAUCCUCCGAUGAACGCAUUCUAUAACCCUGCGGUUAACACAAAUUACUACGCUCAGCCUGUCGUGGAAGAGAGUCCGAGUUUGUGUACUAUACUGUAAAUGGUGAACGGUAAGAAAACAUGGCAUUGUUUUCUUAAUCUGAAGGAACCCGUUUUGUCUCUGGUCAUGCAAUUCUAAAAGGGGUCUGAAGAAGAGAGAACCGUCGCCUUGUAAAUACAAUUUACUGUUUUAUCUUUACAUUUUCUUGAGAAAGAUGUUGUACUUAUAAAUAAUUUUGUUCAGAUUACUAAUUUCAGUACUAUGCUUCAUAUA
Daucus carota subsp. sativus is the source of this 1082-nucleotide messenger RNA. Its product is annotated as heavy metal-associated isoprenylated plant protein 39. The coding region runs from base 282 to 869 and encodes 195 amino acids. The record is from RefSeq and is a predicted model, not a curated record. Gene Ontology annotation, molecular function: metal ion binding. The transcript has 3 exons. Lineage: Eukaryota; Viridiplantae; Streptophyta; Magnoliopsida; Apiales; Apiaceae.